AUGAGCAGACUACCUACCCAGCUGCGCCUGGGUGACGAGCAGAGGGCAGCUCUGGAGGCGCAGCUGCACGAGGCCGGCCAGCGGCUGUACACCGUCUCCCGAGAGCACCAGGAGGAGCUGGCCGCGCUCCGGCUGCGACUGAAGCAGCAGGAGGAGGUGGAGCUGAAGCAGAGGGAGGUCCAGGGAGCCGUGGCCAGAGUCAGGACCGAGCUGCAGGCCGAGCUGGACGGCAUCGAAGCUGCGAAGGCGCUGCACCAGCAGACGGAGAAGACUCUCAAAGAGACGCGCUCCCAGCUGGCUCGGCGGGAGGAGGAGCUGGAGAAGGAGACGCGACGGCACCGCGACGAUGUCAGAAGGCUGCGCGAUGAGCUGAAGCGUCGAGAGACGGAGAUCAUGAGGAACAAGGAGGACGAGCUACAGCGGGCCGCCAUCCUGCACGGCGCGUUCCGCAACUACUUCAGCGCCUCGCCGCAGCGGAGCGGCCGGCUACGUCGGGGCUCGUCCGCAGCGGACCCGGCAGCGGCAGCGGCCGCUGAGUCCGAGGACGACCACUGA
This is a messenger RNA of Pollicipes pollicipes, 555 nucleotides long. Its product is annotated as reticulocyte-binding protein 2 homolog a. Bases 1 to 555 code for a protein of 184 amino acids. The record is from RefSeq and is a predicted model, not a curated record. The transcript is spliced from 5 exons. NCBI's taxonomy places the organism in Eukaryota, Metazoa, Arthropoda, Thecostraca, Pollicipedomorpha, Pollicipedidae.